Messenger RNA from Lipotes vexillifer (Yangtze River dolphin), 2481 nucleotides. RefSeq names its product TNF receptor associated factor 7 (gene TRAF7). The transcript has 21 exons. Gene Ontology annotation, biological process: ribosomal large subunit assembly; Notch signaling pathway. Gene Ontology annotation, cellular component: nucleolus. The record is from RefSeq and is a predicted model, not a curated record. The coding region runs from base 114 to 2126 and encodes 670 amino acids. NCBI's taxonomy places the organism in Eukaryota, Metazoa, Chordata, Mammalia, Artiodactyla, Lipotidae. Gene Ontology annotation, molecular function: zinc ion binding; protein binding.
CUUUCCCGGCCAGCGGUAGAGGGGGCACGAUGAAGCGGGAGGGUGGCGCUGCGAUUCCCGAGCGGCCACAGGCGGGGGAUGCUGCCCGAGGACCUUAGAUGCCUCUCUAGAGCAUGAGCUCGGGCAAGAGCGCCCGCUACAACCGCUUCUCCGGGGGGCCUAGCAACCUUCCUACCCCAGACGUCGCCACAGGGACCAGAAUGGAAACGACCUUCGGGCCCGCCUUUUCGGCUGUCACCACCAUCACAAAAGCCGAUGGGACCAGCACAUACAAACAGCACCGCAGGACGCCCUCUUCCUCCAGCUCCCUUGCCUACUCCCCACGGGACGAGGAGGACAGCAUGCCCCCCAUCAGCACCCCACGCCGCUCUGACUCGGCCAUCUCCGUCCGCUCCCUGCACUCAGAGUCCAGCAUGUCCCUGCGCUCCACAUUCUCGCUGCCUGAGGAGGAGGAGGAGCCGGAGCCGCUGGUGUUUGCCGAGCAGCCCUCGGUGAAGCUCUGCUGCCAGCUCUGCUGCAGUGUGUUCAAGGACCCUGUGAUCACCACUUGUGGGCACACCUUCUGUCGAAGAUGCGCCUUGAAGUCAGAGAAGUGUCCCGUGGACAAUGCCAAGCUGACGGUGGUGGUGAACAACAUCGCAGUGGCUGAGCAGAUUGGCGAGCUCUUCAUCCACUGCAGGCACGGUUGUCGGGCAGUGGGGGGCGGGAAGCCCACUGUCUUUGAGGUGGACCCCCGAGGGUGUCCCUUCACCAUCAAGCUCAGCGCCCGGAAGGACCACGAGGGCAGCUGUGACUACAGGCCUGUGCGGUGCCCCAACAACCCCAGCUGCCCGCCCCUUCUCAAGAUGAACUUGGAGGCACAUCUCAAGGAGUGCGAGCACAUCAAGUGUCCCCACUCCAAGUACGGGUGCACGUUCAUUGGAAACCAGGACACGUAUGAGACGCACUUGGAGACCUGCCGCUUCGAGGGCCUGAAGGAGUUCCUUCAGCAGACGGAUGACCGCUUCCACGAGAUGCACGUGGCACUGGCCCAGAAGGACCAGGAGAUUGCCUUCCUGCGCUCCAUGUUGGGCAAGCUCUCAGAGAAGAUCGACCAGCUGGAGAAGAGCCUGGAGCUCAAGUUCGAUGUCCUGGAUGAAAACCAGAGCAAGCUCAGCGAGGACCUCAUGGAGUUCCGGAGGGACGCGUCCAUGUUGAAUGACGAGCUGUCCCACAUCAAUGCACGGCUGAACAUGGGCAUCCUAGGAUCCUACGACCCGCAGCAGAUCUUCAAGUGCAAAGGAACUUUUGUGGGUCACCAGGGCCCUGUCUGGUGUCUCUGCGUCUACUCAAUGGGGGACCUGCUCUUCAGCGGCUCCUCUGACAAGACCAUCAAGGUGUGGGACACAUGUACCACCUACAAGUGCCAGAAGACGCUGGAGGGCCAUGAUGGCAUUGUGCUGGCACUCUGCAUCCAGGGGUGCAAGCUCUACAGCGGCUCAGCCGACUGCACCAUCAUCGUUUGGGACAUCCAGAACCUGCAGAAGGUGAACACGAUCCGGGCCCACGACAACCCGGUGUGCACGCUGGUCUCCUCACACAACAUGCUCUUCAGCGGCUCCCUGAAGGCCAUCAAGGUGUGGGACAUUGUGGGCACCGAGCUGAAGCUGAAGAAGGAGCUCACCGGCCUCAACCACUGGGUGCGGGCCCUGGUGGCUGCCCAGAGCUACCUGUACAGCGGCUCCUACCAGACAAUCAAGAUCUGGGACAUCCGGACCCUCGACUGCAUCCACGUCCUGCAGACAUCUGGCGGCAGCGUCUACUCUAUUGCCGUGACGAAUCACCACAUUGUCUGUGGCACCUACGAGAACCUCAUCCACGUGUGGGACAUUGAGUCUAAGGAGCAAGUGCGGACCCUGACAGGACACGUUGGCACUGUGUAUGCCCUGGCGGUCAUCUCAACGCCAGACCAGACCAAAGUCUUCAGCGCAUCCUACGACCGGUCUCUCAGGGUCUGGAGUAUGGACAACAUGAUCUGCACACAGACUCUGCUGCGUCACCAGGGCAGUGUGACUGCGCUGGCAGUGUCCCGGGGCCGGCUCUUCUCAGGAGCCGUGGACAGCACCGUGAAGGUGUGGACUUGCUAACAGAAUCCAGGCCAGGUCUUGGCUUCCUCUGGGCCUGACCUAGGCCUGUCCAAGUCCAGCGAGCCACAUGGCUGGUCUUGGGGGUCUCUGCCUGCCCCAUGGGAGCAGGCAGGCAGACUCAGCCAGGCAGACAGUGCCCUCCCUGCCCUGCGCCCAGUGAGCCUCCCUCUGCUUGGCCUUGUCAUCGUCACUGCCAGGACAGUUCCCAGCCUGUCUGGGUGCCAGGUACGACGCUCACCAGGCCCACCCUCCAUCCCCACUCCAGAUGGACUGUGGGCCUUUUUACUCACCUUUUCUACUGUUUUUAGACUGUAUAUAAAUUUGAUUACUUCCUGAUUGAAAUAAAAGCUGCACA